Oryctolagus cuniculus (rabbit) is the source of this 502-nucleotide messenger RNA. RefSeq names its product NME/NM23 nucleoside diphosphate kinase 2 (gene NME2). Gene Ontology annotation, molecular function: nucleoside diphosphate kinase activity. The record is from RefSeq and is marked validated. Gene Ontology annotation, biological process: UTP biosynthetic process; GTP biosynthetic process; CTP biosynthetic process. NCBI's taxonomy places the organism in Eukaryota, Metazoa, Chordata, Mammalia, Lagomorpha, Leporidae.
UCCGCAGUGCAGCCGCCACCCGGCCCCGCCAGCUUCCCGGACCAUGGCCCACCUGGAGCGCACCUUCAUCGCCAUCAAGCCAGACGGCGUGCAGCGCGGCCUGGUGGGAGAAAUCAUCAAGCGCUUUGAGCAGAAGGGAUUCCGCCUGGUGGCCAUGAAGUUCCUUCGGGCCUCCGAGGAGCACCUGAAGCAGCACUACAUCGACCUGAAAGACCGCCCGUUCUUCCCGGGGCUGGUGAAGUACAUGAACUCGGGGCCGGUCGUGGCCAUGGUCUGGGAGGGGCUGAACGUGGUGAAGACAGGCCGAGUGAUGCUCGGCGAGACCAACCCUGCGGACUCCAAGCCGGGCACCAUCCGCGGGGACUUCUGCAUCCAGGUUGGCAGGAACAUCAUUCAUGGCAGCGACUCAGUGAAAAGUGCGGAAAAGGAAAUAAGCCUGUGGUUCCAGCCUGAAGAACUGGUCGACUACAAGUCUUGUGCUCACGACUGGGUCUAUGAGUGA